AUGAGAAUGGAUAAAGAGGUUUUGAUUGAAUGGCUCGCUCAUAAGCUGACUCUUGCUCGGUCUUGUGAUGACGAGUUGAGGAGGCAUUUGCUUCUGUCGGGUCAGAUCAUUUUUGAUCCUCUCCAUUUUCCUACAGAUAUACGCCAUGGAGACGUACAUGCUGGUCACCAUCGCUAUUGCGCUCCUUCCGCCGCUGCUGGAAGAGUGUCUGGAGGUGAGAGACGCGUUGCGGCGGAACAGGAUAGCCGAUUGCCUCGAAGAGGAGUCGUAGACGAGGAGGCGGAGAGGAGUCUUUGGUGCUUCGCAGGUGAGCCGAUUCAACAGUUCAUUUCAACGUUUACCGAUCAUUAA
Protopolystoma xenopodis is the source of this 351-nucleotide messenger RNA. The record is from the annotation of a GenBank genome assembly. Lineage: Eukaryota; Metazoa; Platyhelminthes; Monogenea; Polystomatidea; Polystomatidae.